Molecule: messenger RNA, 9763 nt
Organism: Anthonomus grandis grandis
Lineage: Eukaryota; Metazoa; Arthropoda; Insecta; Coleoptera; Curculionidae
Product: plexin-B
Exons: 22
Coding region: 821-6589 (1922 amino acids)
Biological process (GO): sensory neuron axon guidance; positive regulation of axonogenesis; regulation of cell migration
Cellular component (GO): semaphorin receptor complex
Molecular function (GO): semaphorin receptor activity; protein binding
Source: RefSeq, a predicted model, not a curated record
AGUCUUGAAUGAAUAUACUCGAUAGAAAAUGAAUCGCUGUGAUUCACCUAAUGUCAAAGUUUCAAUGCAUUUACCGUUUUUUAAAAGUAUUUUCCCUAGUAAUGCCAAAAGUCUUCCAAUUUGACUCCACCUUCCAUAGUAAUUUCAAACAUUCAGUCUGGUUGCUAGAGAGAGAUAGAACCAAAAUUCUUAGUGUUUCCCUAUGUUCUGUAUAUGUGUGUGUCCCUAGUCAAGUAAAAUAUAUGUUACUCUACUGUUUUUCGAGUUCGCAAAUUUUGGUUAUCAUUAGACACUCCCCGCAUUUAUUUACUAAUCGUGCUUGUUUUUGAAUGAACUUCUAUCAAAAUAAAUGUCUAUACAAUGGACAAGUGCCUAAAGACAACUUUUAUGAACAAAGAAUUCGCGGUUAAUAGCUCCUUCGGCGUGUGUUUCAAAAUGGAGUAGAACAUUUUUUGCAGUUAUUCCAUAAGUAAGCAAGACAAUCAGCAAUUUCUACCACUUGUACUUAACUGUCUUUCAGUGAAAUAUGUCUUUAAAUACAGAAGAUAAACUGUCAUAACCUCUACCACAGGUGUGUCGGCAACUUCCAAUUACAGAGCUUGACGCAGUCGUAAUUUACUUGUGAUUCCAUUUCCUAUGCAUAGCCUUGUCUACGUCUUCUUUCCCAGACCCGUGUUCAAGCUCCAGCACAGGUAUCGCAUGUGUUUAAAAUGUGUUAUCAGAUAUAAAAUGUGAUGCCAAAUUGCUCUAAGGCGUGGAGAGCCCUGCUGGUGGGCAUGCCUACUCUCAGGCCACCACUACCAUUCAGUCACUCGCGGGUAUGGUAGGGCUGUGGGGCAGAGCACUAGCUGCACUGGCGGCCUGGCUACUGUGUCUGGCUGAUGCGGGGCUGCCGAUCAGAGGCUCCCCCGGCUCAGGGAUCAGGCCCCCUUUGCCCGGCUCUGGGGCUCUCUUGGCCCAAUACCCCCGAACAGGCGAACCUACACUUCGUCUAUCACAUAUGGCACUUGAUCAUAAGACAAGAAGAAUUUAUGUUGCUGGUGUAAACGUCCUUCUCCAACUGGAUGCAAACCUAAACCUCGAACACUUUGUGAUAACAGGACCAAAAAAUGACAGUCCGCUCUGUCACGCCACCGGAUGCACCGACCCGGAUAUUAAAGUCUCACUUAUGGAUAACUAUAACAAAGUGCUUCUCGUGGAACCAGAAUCUCGGACGUUGAUUACGUGCGGUUCCCUUUAUCAAGGUGCGUGCUCUAAAUACCGACUUAGCAAUAUAAGUGCUGAGGCUAAGUUCAUUCCAAAAUCGGUUGCUGCGAAUGACGCAAAUGCUAGCACAUUCGCGUUCAUUGGCCCGAAAAGUUAUAAUCCAUGGGGAAAAUCAAAUAUUUUGUACGUGGGUACCACAUUUACUAACCAAGGAGAGUACCGUCAUGACGUGCCAGCGAUAGCAAGUAGGGAUCUUGAUACAUUAGAAUACGCGGAAGAUUCAUUUAGUAAACAGUCCAUGGUGCAAAUAGAUGUGAAAUAUAGAGACCAUUUUAUCAUUCAGUACAUUUACGGUUUUAACGCAAGUGAUUACGCAUAUUUCGUUAUAGUGCAGAAACAAUCUCAUCUUCCGGGUCAAGAAGAACUGGGUUAUGUAUCACGACUAGCAAGGACAUGUAUAAAUGAUCCGAAUUAUGAUAGCUAUACGGAAGUCACUCUGCAGUGCGUUGACGGUGAUCAAAAGUACAAUCUUGUACAAGAUGCUAAGAUUACUUUGGCUGGGGAAGAGCUCGCAGACUCAUUAGGGAUUGAAGUUGAUUCUCCAGUACUAAUAGCAGCAUUCAGGCCAGCAAAGGGAAUUACCAACGAGCCUCAAAACCAUUCAGCGCUUUGUAUAUUUACACUUAGAGAUAUUGAGAAUAUGUUUAUAGAAAAUAUACACAUGUGUUUUAACGGAAGUGUAAAAUAUAGAAAUAUGGGCUACAUUUCAGGACCUGUUCUGGAUGGUAAGUGUCCAUCCAGCGGGUCAGCUGGGAACAUUCCAAAUUUCUGCGGUGACGUAGGAUUAAAAAUCAGUGGCAUAACACCAAUUUCCACCAAUGCUGCGUUGGUAUUUCCAAAUAUAUCUCUAUCGGCUGUAGCUACAGCUUCGACUGGUAGACAUGUAAUGGCUUUUUUGGGAACUACAGACGGAUUUAUUAAGAAAGUUUUACUUAAUGGUCCAAAUCCGCCAGAAUAUGAAGAGAUUUUGGUUGAUGCUGGAAAUCCUAUCUUGCCUGAUACUACUUUGUCAGUUGCUGGGGAUUAUUUAUAUGUUUUAUCAGCUUCAAAGGUAUCGAAAAUAAACGUGGAGCACUGCAGCACUUACACAAACUGUUCGACGUGUUUGGAAUCGAAAGAUCCCUAUUGUGGUUGGUGUUCGCUUGAAAAAAGGUGCACAAUAAGAAGUGCUUGCCAAAAAGCCUCUCAUAGUGCCCCAAGAUGGCUAUCUCUAGGCACCGGUCAGCAGUGCAUAGAUUUCGAACAGGUGCAGCCAGAACGGAUACCAAUUAACCAAAUGACAACCGUCCGUUUAACUAUAAGAACCCUACCAGAACUACCCUACGGUGCUAAAUACAAAUGUGUAUUCGGUAACUCCGAUCCGAUCGACGCACAAGUUACUGACUUCGGACUUAGCUGUCCUACGCCCGACAUUAAAAGAAGGCCCAAAAUACCUGCCAAAAUGGACCAUAUUUUGGUGCCGCUCAGUGUGCGGUCUUCGGAAACGAAUAAAGACUUUGUUUCGAGGAAUUUCGCUUAUUACGACUGCGAAAAACACACAACAUGCUCGGAGUGCGUUCGGUCGAAAUGGGUAUGCAAUUGGUGUGUUUAUGAGAACAGAUGUACUCAUAACAUCUCAAAUUGUCAAAGGAAUAUAAUUAGUGGGGAAAAUAAUCCCAACAUUUUACCUAAUCAUGGCUACGCUUAUUGUCCACAAUUUAAGAAAAGGGAUAUGAUAUUACUUCCAAACAACGUAUUAAAAGAGAUUGUCUUUGAAGUUAAAAAUCUACCCCACCCCCAAGCCGGUCAUUUCGGCUUUCAAUGUAUAGUAGUUAUAGAAGGUGCAACUAUGUUAGUUCCUGCGCGAGUAGACGCCGAUAAAUAUAUUGUAUGUGAUAAAACGACUUAUUCGUAUGAAGCCAACGAAGGUGAACAUGAAGCUAGCGUUAAGGUUGUAUGGAAUAGAAGCCACCAUAUAGAUUCUAUAAAUGUUGUUUUGUAUAAAUGUGAUAUAUUAGGCUCACAUAGAGAGCAUGCAGAUUGUUCGUUAUGCGUUACUCGAAAUUCUAAAUACCAGUGUACCUGGUGUGGCAACUCCUGUCAGUACGCCGAGACGUGCCUACACACGCCCCAUAUUGAGUGUCCUAGGCCAAGAAUUGAUGUGAUAAAGCCUUUAAGUGGUCCCAUUGAAGGUGGAACCCUUGUAACAAUUGAAGGAAGCAAUUUAGGUCUAAAGAAAGAAGACGUCCAAGGUAAAAUUAGGAUAGGAGACGUCCCUUGCAAAUUAGUUAACUACGAAGUAUCUGUCCGUAUCCAGUGUGUAACGGGUCCAUCCAAAAAUGAGCAUACAGCUCCAGUUAUUGUAGGUAAUGAAGCUGGAUAUACCAAAAGCACCGUUGAAUUUAGUUAUCAGGAUAUUAGAUUAUCCGGGAUUUUUCCUUCUAUGGGGCCCCAAAGCGGUGGUACUUUGUUAGCGAUUACUGGCAAAUAUCUAAAUAUUGGAUCAGAUAUCACAGCUUAUUUAGACAACAAUAUUUGUACAGUUAAUCUUACACAAGCUUCGAGUAAUAGGCUAACUUGUAUUACCUCAAAGGCAGCGAAACCUUCCAAUAUAGCUCGGCUUACUCUUAGUAUAGAUGGUGCUAAUCGAACUUUAGAUGGUAACCCAUUUAACUAUACACAAGAUCCUACUAUAAUGGAAAUCAAACCACUUAAUAGUUUCGUUUCGGGAGGAAAAAUGAUUUUUGUACACGGUACUAAUCUGGACAGUAUACAACGUCCAGAGAUGGAAGUAUUCUUGUAUAAUGACCUUACCAAUCCUGUAAAUCGAACAGUGUGUACUGUGUUAAGUGCCACUCAAAUUGAGUGUCCAAGUCCAGCGGUUAAUCGAGUUUUCGAAGCCAAUAGUAUGAGGCCAAGAAGGAGUUUAAGAAAGCCUGCUGCUAUAAAAAUGGAACCAAAGUUAAUUCUUAGGGUCGGAUUUAUUAUGGACAACGUGCAAUCAGUUAGAAACUUAGAAAAACAUUUCCCCAACAUACGUUCCUCAAUUCUCUAUGUAGAAGAUCCAAAAUUUAUACAAUUCCCGAAUGAAAUUAAGCUCUACAAAGGUGAUACACUAGUAAUAGAAGGGGAGAACUUAAAUGCGGCAAGUGACGAAGCUGACGUAGUGGUUACGAUUGGAACCAAACCUUGUAACGUGACUAGCUUAGCUAUGACACAGCUUGUUUGUUCGCCUCCUGAGAUACAACCAGCCGAUACAGAUGAACAUGGAUUAAAAACUGAUACAAAUCUUCCUUUAGUUGUUGUUCGUGUAGGCAGCAGCUUACGGUUCCCAAUAGGGUACCUCAAGUACGAUCUAUACAAAACCUUUACAUUUCCACCGGAAGCCAUUAUCUUAAUAGCAGCUGGUAUUGUUCUUUUUGCUUUUUUCUUUAUGGCCGUGCUAUUUGUUUACCGAAGAAAAUCUACCCAAGCCGAGCGAGAAUAUAAAAGGAUACAAAUCCAAAUGGAUACUUUGGAAAGUAAUGUUCGAUCUGAAUGUAAACUUGCUUUUGCAGAGCUGCAAACUGAUAUGACUGAUUUAACCGCCGAUUUAGAGAACUCAGGAAUUCCUACUUUGGAUCACACUACUUAUAUAAUGAAAGUGUUUUUUCCGGGACUUAGUGAUCACCCUAUAUUAAAUGCUCUUAAGGCGAGGCCCAAUGGUCCGAAAAUGCAUUACGAUGCUGCCAUGUUACAAUUCGAUCAACUGAUAAAUAAUAAAUAUUUUAUAUUAACAUUUAUAGAGAUAUUAGAGGAUCAAAAAUCAUUUAAUAUUAGAAAUAAAGUAAAUGUAGCUUCCUUAUUAAUGGUAGUCCUUAUGGAUAAAAUGGAAUAUGCGGCAGAUGUACUGAAGUGUCUAUUGUUACGUCUCGUAGAAAAAUCGGUCAAUACCAAGCAUCCUCAGCUUAUGUUGCGCCGAACAGAGAGCGUUGUAGAAAAAAUGCUUACAAACUGGAUGGCGCUUUGUAUGUACCAGUACCUUAAAGAUUAUGCUGGCUCUUCUUUGUUUUUGUUAUUCAAAGCUAUUAAACACCAAGUGGAGAAGGGCCUUGUAGAUGCCAUAACUCAUGACGCAAGAUAUUCUUUAUCCGAGGAGAGAUUAUUAAGAGAAAAUGUUGACCAUAGUACAGUGACACUGCAUAUAGUUCAAGAUGACCUAGAUGAGAAAAUACAGUGUAAAGUUUUGGACUGCGAUACGAUAAGCCAAGUAAAAUCCAAAAUUCUAGACGCCCUAUUUAAAAAUACACCAUUUUCUCUAAGACCUUCCAUAUACGAAGUUGAUUUAGAAUGGCGACAUGGAAGAGGCGGUCAUUUAACCUUACAAGAUGAGGAUUUGACAAGUAAAACAAUAGGCGGCUGGAAGAAACUAAAUACUCUAGCCCACUAUGGCGUUAAAGAAAGUGCUGUAAUGUCGCUUAUAACAAAGCAAAAUGAUAGUUACACUAAUUGCAAGCAGCCUUGCCGUAAUUGUGUUGCCGGUUUGUAUUUAAACAACUCUCAAACUCCGAUUAUACCUCAUUCGAACGGUGAUGUAGAAGUCCCAAAUCAUCCAAGAGUUUUCCACUUAGUUAAACCAAUCGAAGACCAAGCUUUUCAUAACAAUAGAAUACAUGAACGGACUCAUAAAGCGAUACCUGAAAUAUUUCUAACAAGACUUCUAUCAACCAAAGGAACAAUACAGAAAUUCGUGGACGACUUCUUUCUCACAAUAUUAACAGUUAACGAUUCCCUUCCCCCGGCUGUAAAAUGGCUCUUUGACCUUUUGGAUGAAGCAGCCCGAAAACAUGGCAUUCAAGAUCCUGAAGUUGUAUAUGCUUGGAAAUCUAACAGUCUUCCUUUAAGGUUUUGGGUAAACUUUAUAAAAAAUCCUGAUUUUAUUUUUGAUAUCAACAAAACUAACACACUGGAUUCUUGUUUGUCGGUUAUUGCACAAACAUUUAUGGACGCUUGUUCUACUACAGAGCAUAGAUUAGGAAAAGAUUCACCUUCAAAUAAACUGUUAUUUGCGAAGGAUAUACCAAGAUACAGAGAUAUGGUUUCACAGUUCUAUGCAGAUGUAGCCAGAUUACCUGUGAUAACGGACCAGGAAAUGGGUUCGGCUAUGCAGCAGCUAUCAGCCCAGCAAGCUGAAGAAUUUGACAUUGUUGCCGCCCUUAAAGAACUCUACACCUAUGUUACGAAAUACCGAGAACCUUUGUGUGAGGCACUUUCGACUGACCCUCUAUGCUGGCGCCUAAACUUGGCUCAAAAACUGGAUAGUAUCGCCUACACUUUGGGAGGAGAUGACAUGUCCUGCUGCUGACCUCGUGAGUCACCUGAUCCGCUGCUGCCCGAAUCGGCAUCUUGACUGAGCAUUUGACGCACGACUGCUUUUGUUGACAGUAUUUUGACAAUACCAUUUGAUUCGAGAGGACAUCAGUCUAGCCCUCUCUUAAAAUCAUUAAAUGUGUCUAUUUUUAAUAAUGAAACCAAAGAACUGUGACCAGAGUUACAUGCAAGAAAAUGUGUUGACGCUAAGCUUUAAAAGCUAGUAACUAAUUCCUAGAGUUGUUGUAACUUUUAUCACGUAUCCAACUAAAUUAUUCGUUCAUUCAAAACAAAUUUAAUGUUACGAAGGAACAAAAAGAGGGGGCCAGAGAGAUGUAAAGCUUUGAACCUGUUAACAAAUCAUACUACCGCAGGCGUGUUGAUUUGACCGUGUUAUUCUGUGAUAUGGCGCAUGAUCAGGUGACUGUGAAAUGGAUGAGUACUUAUUUACCCUCCAGCGGUCACUAGUUUCCUUCCUGAGUGCCUCGCUAUGCUGAUGGGACGUGAAAUGGACAGUGUUUUGCGCGCAACACUUUUGAUGCAACUACAUUUGAAAAUGGCGCACUAGUACACUGAAUUUUGAGUAUUUGAUAGAUAACACUAUAAAAAGGCGAUAACUUUAUGUAAUACAGGAAGGCGUUUUUAAGCUACUAUAAAUUAUGAUUAGAAAACACAUGUUCUUUUAAUUUAGAUCGGCUAGUUCAAUUCCAAUAAAAUAAAUUAUAAUAAUCUUAAAAUAGAGCUGAGGUAAAGCCGAAAUAGAUUACUAAUGUUAUAAAGCUGAGCAGAAGAUUGAAUAUUCUUAAAGAACAACUACUUUUAAUAGAUUUAAUGUUAAUAAAAUCCAUGUGUCACUAUUAAAUUAAUAUUUGUAGGAAAAUAUAUUUUCAGAAGAAACUUACACAUUUAUUUCUUAUAUUAAUUCUCUGUUUAAAAUGCUUUUAUAUUCUGAACUAGACAUCUCUUUCAGCAGCUAUAUAAUGAUUUCGUCUUUUUAUACAAUGUCCUCUAAAAACACAAAAGGCAGUGUAGUAUAACGUUCGGUCCGGUUAGCCUAGUUUUUCUGAAGUAGAUAUAGACAUUGAUUAAUUCUGUGUAUGACUGAUGUUCAAUUUGAAUUCUUAGCUUAACGAUAGUUGCGAUUUUUUUGGGAUACUUAAUACUAGUUCAUAUAGAUUCCAAGCUAUUCCUAAAACAAAUUCUAGGAUGGCGGUCCAUAAUGAACAUUUCAAUAUUGAUAUUAUUGAAUAAUAAAAUAAUCUCGUACGAGUCCAUAUUCUUAAAUUUUACCUAAAAAACAGUAAAUAAUCACAUUUACCACAAAGGAAUCAUAACAUAAUAAUAAAGCUCAAGCAUUUUUCAUAUAGCCAAUUCGAUAAGGUUUAAGUUUAGGCUUCUUCAAAGUCUAACUUUAACCUGGGAUUUUCAUGAUCGAAUUACAUAAGUGUUCUAUCUGUUUAGAAAUAGCUCUGAAUCCAUAAAACUUUCAGACCUUCAAUUUGCUAGAAUGACUCGAGAGAAGGGCCUAAAAUUAGAAUGAUUGUAUAUUUUAAAAAUAUUUUUGUAGAUCUGAAAGUUGUCCUGAAGUUUUUACAUUAAUCAUUCUUAGCACCCUGUACACAACCGUAGUUAAAAAACAUAAUAAUUUAUCGAAGUGUUUGUUUAGAUCUUAGACGAAGAAAGAGAGGUGGCCAAGUUGUCACCAAGCAAAAUUCACCAAUGACGUAUCGUUGAAAUAUUAGUAUAUUUUUUAUACUUUCAUUAUCUUGUCACAUCAAGUAACUUGUAUACUGAAAGUCCACUACAUAAACACAAAGAUGGCUACGGCACUUGUAUAUAUACACCAUAAGCGUUUAACGAAUAUACCAUUAUGUUAAGCCACUGGCUAAAUUUUUUGUGAGACAGAAUUGGCGAACUACGACAUCCUGAAAAGUUUUGCGUAUACCUGUCUUUAAUUUUUUGUCUUAAUAGUCAGUUUUUCUAAAACCUAUUGAAGUCCUGUAAAAGAACGUAGACAUCCAAUAUUCGAGGCUACUCUCUUUCCCAGUCCAAGGUUUAGAUAAUUAAGGUGUUACAUUAGCCUCAAUGUAAAAACACUUGGAAAUAAAAAAAAAAUUGGGCCGUUAUAAAUUAUGAUUAUUUGUCUACUGUUUGUUAUAUAUUCUCCUCCGUAAUGUGACGAAAAUAUAUGUUUGAAUUUUGCCGCUAAAGAACUGAACUUUUAAUAUCGCUUUUUCAUUGUAUUUUGCAAUUUAAAGAAAAAACUUAAAUAUUUCCAUAAUUAAAAGAACAUGUUACCAUUGCAUAUGUUUUAACAUAGGUAUUUUGUUAUUGCUACAAUAGACAUUUAGUAAUAAGUGGAUUCUAGUUAAGUCUUUUGCCAGUUAUUUAUCUAGUAUUUUUUUUAUACCUUGGUUCGGCAAAAUUCAAACCCAAAAUUUUUAUUUAUUACCAGAUUUAUUUCGAUGCUUUGCUUUUACUUAGGUUUUGACUAUUAUUUAUUUAUUAAAUCAAAAUAUUUUUUAUAUGGCUCAAUUUGCGGUUUAGCCUGUCACCCGAUAGGUAGAUAUAAAAUGUUGAUACACGUUUUUAGAUAAUAACAUUUUAUUUUUCGAGAAUAGAAAAGUUUUUAAGGAAAAUUUGUUAAAUAUUCUGUUUUUUUUUGUGUAAAUAUAUUAAAAUGUGCAUAUAGAUUAUUAUAUCGGGUUUACAAAAGUGUUAAUAAUUUAAGGAUAACAUUCAUCGAUAUUAGAAUGUGUUAGAAUAAUAAUUAUUUUGAAUCUCUAUCGUGUACAAGUAGGAGGGCCUCUUUGAAGUGCGGCAAAACAAUUUUUCCGUACCUCAAACAUGACUUAUAUUUUUAUCAAUGUAUGCUGCAAAUUUGCAAUUUAUAAAGUAUAUUCUAGGAAUGCAUUUCGAGGAAGCCUUUUUUUAAUAUCGACAUUUCAAUUUAAAAUAAUGAUAUAAUUAAAAAAAAAUCUUAGACGAUAUACAGACUGUAAAGCUAUGAAUUUAGUUUAUUUAAUUAUUUUUGUAUUACUUUAUUUCUAUAACUUCGCAGCUUUUACUUCUCUUUAAUGUUUUGGUAAUGUGAUUGUGAAUUAAAGCUUUUUAUAUAAAUCGUAUUGUUUAGUGAUAUUUUUUUACUCUAUUAAACAUGUAUUCCAGA